Molecule: messenger RNA, 3113 nt
Organism: Chelonia mydas (Green sea turtle)
Lineage: Eukaryota; Metazoa; Chordata; Testudines; Cheloniidae
Gene: YTHDC1
Product: YTH domain containing 1
Exons: 17
Coding region: 230-2341 (703 amino acids)
Biological process (GO): mRNA splicing, via spliceosome; regulation of alternative mRNA splicing, via spliceosome
Cellular component (GO): nucleoplasm
Molecular function (GO): N6-methyladenosine-containing RNA reader activity; mRNA binding
Source: RefSeq, a predicted model, not a curated record
AUUGUGGGAGGGGGAUUGUUGCACGCAGGAAGCAGCCUCCAUCUUAGGGGCUCUCCAGCCAGACGCUCGGCGGCCCGGCCCGCAACGAGACCCCGCAGCCCUGCUCCUUUCCGCGCCCGCCUCUUCCGCGCGGCCGCGCGCCCCGCCCCGCCCCCCGGCGUCCCGCCUCGCCGGCGCUGUGAGCAGAGCGCGAGGCGGCCGGCCCCUGAGGGGAGGCGGCGGCGGCGGGAUGGCGGCGGACAGCCGGGAGGAGAAAGAUGGUGAACUGAAUGUUCUGGAUGACAUUUUGACUGAUGCUCCAGACCAAGAUGAUGAGCUGUAUAAUCCUGAUAGUGAGCAAGAUAAAAAUGAGAAAAAGGGAUCAAAAAGAAAAAGUGACAGGAUGGAAAGUGCUGAAAGCAAAAGACAGAAGCCUUCUAUGCAUUCAUCAAGGCAAAUGAUGCCAAAGCCGCCUAGCUCAUCAGUUAGCAAUAAUAAAAGAAUGGUGAGUACAAAAGGAAAGCCACUGUCGGAGUACAAGAAUGAGGAAUAUCAGAGGUCUGAUAGAAACAAGCGCCCAGAUGAUCGAAAGACCCGUAUGUCAAGCGGCAGUUCAAGGGAACCAUAUAAAGGACAACUUGAAAAGACUUGCAUGAGGAGAAAAGAUGUUGACAGAAGGGCAAAGUCUUCCACACCAGAUGGUUCUGAGAGAAUUAGGCACGACGUAGAUCGAAGACUGAGCAGAUCCAGCCAUUCUUCUAAAGAAGAGGUGAACUCUGAGGAAUAUGGCUCAGAACAUGAGACUGGCAGCAGCGGUUCCUCUGAGCAAGGGAACACAGAAAAUGAGGAGGAAGGAAUGGAAGAAGAGGAAGAUGAUGAAGGGGAGGAGGAUGAAGAGGUAGAAGAAGAAGAAGGGGAGGAGGAGGAAGAAGAAUAUGAACAAGAUGAGAGAGAUCAGAAGGAAGGAAAUGACUAUGACACACGAAGUGAAGCCAGUGAUUCUGAUUCUGAAUCCGCAUCCUUCACAGAUGGGUCAGUCAGAUCUGGUUCUGGCUCGGAUGCUUCAGAUGAGAAAAAGAAGGAAAGGAAGAGAGCUAGAGGUAUCUCUCCAAUUGUUUUUGAUAGAAGUGGAAGUUCUGCAUCAGAAUCAUAUGCAGGUUCAGAAAAGAAGCAUGAGAAAUUAUCAUCUUCCGUUCGUGCUGUCCAAAAAGACCAAACCAGUAAACUUAAAUAUAUUCUCCAAGAUGCAAGAUUUUUUCUCAUCAAGAGUAACAACCAUGAAAAUGUUUCACUUGCCAAAGCUAAGGGUGUUUGGUCAACUCUUCCAGUGAACGAGAAGAAGCUUAAUGCUGCAUUUAGAGCAGCAAGAAGUGUUAUUUUAAUAUUUUCUGUGAGAGAAAGUGGAAAAUUCCAAGGAUUUGCAAGGCUCUCGUCUGAAUCCCAUCAUGGAGGAUCCCCAAUACACUGGGUUCUGCCUGCAGGAAUGAAUGCUAAAAUGUUGGGAGGUGUCUUUAAAAUUGACUGGAUUUGCAGGCGUGAAUUACCCUUCACUAAAUCUGCUCACCUGACCAAUCCUUGGAAUGAACAUAAACCAGUAAAGAUUGGACGUGACGGACAGGAAAUUGAGCUUGAAUGUGGAACCCAGCUUUGUCUCCUAUUCCCUCCUGAUGAAAGCAUUGACUUGUAUCAAGUCAUUCAUAAAAUGCGGCACAAGCGACGAAUGCAUUCACAGCCCCGAUCAAGAGGACGUCCAUCCCGUCGAGAACCAGUCCGGGAUGUGGGAAGGCGUCGACCAGAGGAUUAUGAUAUUCAUAACAGCAGAAAGAAACCAAGGAUUGACUAUCCCCCUGAGUUUCACCAAAGACCAGGGUAUAUAAAGGAUCCCAGGUAUCAAGAAGUAGACAGACGAUUUUCAGGAGUUCGCCGAGAUGUGUUUUUAAAUGGGUCCUACAAUGAUUACGUGAGGGAAUUCCACAGCAUGGGACCACCGCCACCAUGGCAAGGAAUGCCACCCUAUCCAGCUAUGGAACAGCCUCCCCAUCACCCUUAUUAUCAGCACCAUGCUCCUCCACCUCAAGCUCACCCUCCAUACUCAGGACACCACCCUGUACCACACGAUGCAAGAUACCGAGACAAACGAGUACACGACUAUGAUAUGAGGGUAGAUGACUUUCUGCGUCGCACACAAGCAGUGGUCAGUGGUCGGAGAAGCAGACCUCGUGAGAGAGAGCGGGAGAGGGAGCGCGAUCGUCCCAGAGACAACAGGAGAGACAGAGAACGGGGACGGGAUCGGGAAAGGGAGAGAGAGAGAAUUUGUGAGCGGGACAGAGACAGGGGUGAAAGAGGCAGAUAUAGAAGAUAAUCCAUCUGGAACCAGUGGUCAUUUGAAACAGAACAACAAAGCUUGUAUUUUUUUGUGUGUUUACAAGUAGUACACUUUAUUUUCAGCUGUCUACUUAAAGUUUGUUGUGUAGAAGGUUUUACAAUGACCCUCUUUGUUCCAAGCAUGCAGUAAACUAUGAACUGGAAAAACUCAAUCAGCCAAAAGAAAAAAUGCACAAAGUUGAUAUUUGAGUUGACCUUUUUAUUGGAGAAUGGGAAACAGUUAAGAAUGUAGAUAUUGGUUCCUUUUCAAUAAGUGUUCAUCUACUUCUAGUGACUUCAUCCUAGGGUUUUUUAAAUAUUGAUGGAUAACUGCCAUAAUUUUUUUUUUUUUGCUUUAUUUUCUUACAUGUCGUUUCACAUGGUUCAGUGGAAAAAAAGCUGCUAUCAGGUAACGCACCGAUGGAAGUGUGAUGCUUUGCCCGUGGGGCAGUGCUGUAGCAGCCUUUUGCUUUCCUGGUUUCUAACCCCUUCGCUGUAGAGUGUUUUGUCAGUCUUCGAUAAUGAAAGCAAUAUUAAGAAGACACUAUUGAUAGCUAAUUUUUAAUCUUUUUAAAAAUCUUCCUGUGUUCAGUAACCUUCUGGUCCAUGCUGUUGUCUAGCCUCUCUCUAAAAUGUACACAUUGCUUGGAAUGGUCACAGUUUGCGUGUGUGGAAGCAGAAAAUGUGGCUGUAUUCUACAUUGCUACUGUUUUUUAUAAAAAAAAAUAAUAAUAAUAAUAAUAAAUUGGUAACAAUUGAAACCAUUGAAA